UUUAUAGCGUUUUGCUGCUAUCGAAGUUUAAAUACUUAACUGACGGUCAAGGCAGCGUGAUGUAAAACGUGUUGUACUUUCUCGUGCAUGAAUUGGCUUUGUUACAUAAUUGACAAAGUAGUUUCGAAAUAGUAAAUUUAUGUUUACAUUAAACGGCAAAGUAAAAAUGUUGCCGCGGAUUAUUAUUUAAAAAAUGCGGCAAGGAAACAACAGUUUUUUUACAGAGAGAUAUUACAUUCUAAGACGUAAAUGGAGACACGUCGCGAGCGGUUCUUAUUGAUUUCCCGAAAAAUAAUACGUUUUAUCUCAAGCCUCUUUCCAGACCAGUGAUUCAUACAUGACUUAUACUGACGUGAUGUAUGAUAUUGAGAAACGAUAAUCUGACUUUCGCAAAAACACGGUGUGCAUUUUUCAUUAAAUCGUUCCUUCAUCGUUUCUCGAUAAUACAUAUUGUCGUUAACGUAAAUUACGUAAAUCCUGCGCGAAAUGUUAUUAUCAUCGAUCCUGUGAUGUGGACGAGAUAAUAAUAAUUUUUGGAAUAAGAUCGAUGUGGAAUGCAAAUUGCUGAGCUUUUAAAACAAUUGAGUUUGAACAUUUCUGUUUUUCUUUAACGGAAAAAAUAAUUUUUUCACGAUGAAAUUAUAAAUCUAAUUAAUUCCAUUUUCAAUUGUAAUCCAAUUUCUUUUUUUACUCAUGUAUAAAGUGCAAUUAACGAUAUCUCGAUUUCCUCCCUAAUAAUAUAAAUUGUUCGAAGCGCGAAAUUAAAUCUCAAAUCGGUACAUUCUUUGGAAUUCCAUAUUAUUUGAUGCUUUCAAUCCUGUGAUAAAUAUAUGCUUAGUCAUCUACGUGUGUGUAGAAAUUUUCGUAUAAUUAAUUAAUUAAAAAUUGCUUGCUGACGAUAAGUUUCAACCGGGUAACACCGAGUUUUUUCGUUCCGUGCUUUCAGUCGAGCACUUUUGUAAUUACUACUUUCAGUUUGAAGGGCGGACGCGAUUUUCGUGCAACGUUUCGUCAGUCGACGCGUAGUUUUCGACGCAUCGAGCGGCGGAUCAAAACAGCAGCCGAUGUAGGGCAGAACCGUCACGGGGUGAACGGCACAAGCUCUCUCUCACGCUCGGUAAGACAUCGCGCAUCUGCGCAAACGUCGCGAGUGUUCGCCAGCGAGGCUCAAUAAUUUGCCGCUAACGUGAAGCGAAACUUCACCUCCGACCUGUGCCGUACCGAUCGCGAUUGCGAAACGAGCCGAUUAAAGCCAUCAAGUAAUCAGCUCAAACAAGAAACAGAGUCGGGUAACUCUGAAGCAAAACGAAGACGGAGAGAAUCACGUGAAUCCGCUACUAUUAAUAUGCCGAUGGUGCAACUAUGUACUCCUACAUGUAUAGAUUUUCUCCCUUUACAUCACUCUGUUAACGCCAAUACUUGAGAGUAAUUAAUUACGACGUGCUGUUAUUAAUAACAAGAGUGUCGUAGAAAUAAUGUAUCGUCGAUGUAUGAUCGUUUUAGCUCUUUUCUCCCGGCUGUUCGCCGUUUCCGUUAUCUUUCCAGUCGCUUAAUGCUCAUCCUUCCUCACUUUGUGCGGUUUACAAGAGGAUUUCAGAGAUCUCGGGAACAUAUUGUACCCAGCUCCAUCUCGAAUCAUAAUUCCGGCCAGUGAGCGUCUAUUAAAGUUUCGGGGCUAUCCAGGGUUGAUCCACUUAAUCGAUCCCAUUAAAUCCGUACAUCCCGAGGAUUAAUCGGUUUCGACGAAAAUUCCGAGUACGCCCUAUCGAUUCGCGGUUCGUAUGAACGCCUUCGAAAGGUCCAUUUACUACCUCGAUCCAACUCGGAAGCGUAUAAUGGGGCAAAAUAAUUCUCACAGGCAGCGAGAGUGGAGACAUCCCGGCACGGUAAUCAUUAAGUGCAUCGAGAUACUUAAGCCUGAGAUAAUUGAGUAUUCCGUCGGAAAAUGCUGCUGUAAACACCCUGGGUACCAAGAAACGAUGCUCGAGCCGGGAACGAUCGUGUGUGUCGUAAGGUGACACGCGCGGGAGAGUUUCUUACCGCGUUCGUUUAUCGGGGGUGCGUAUAUUAAGCUCGUGCGCAUCCUCCGGGCGAGAAAAGAGCCGCACGAUUGCACCACCCCGUGGGUUCUCAGCAACAGCUAAUUAGCCGUAGGUCGAUCGUUUCGCCGUACGCGACGCAUGCAUAAAAAGUUCAGGUGAGCGGGCGAGGAAAAGAGAGAGAGUGAUAGGGAGAGGGAGAGACAGAGAGAGCUAAGGGAUGCGAAAGGAGGAGUAUCGGCGGUCUAUCGAUCGUGCGGGUAAUUAUACGCGGUCGAUUGUUAAGAAUCCCUCGGAGACAUUAUAAUACCUAAUACUCCCAGACGUUACGCCACCCUAUCGGGCCAUACCAAGGCAUUGGGGGUAAAACAGUGCCAUCAGUGGAGGAUUUCAGCGGACGUUCCGGCCACUCGGUGAGCGCAAAAAGCAGAUAGCGGAACAAGAACAGGAAAAGAAAAGGGCUGAGAGAAAUCGCGUUAAGUCCUCCGAGUAUUGAGCGAAGGGCGGAGGGCUCGGAUGGCCUCAUCGGCGUUUCAUCGGUAAUUAUCGUGACGAAUGAUGUGGAUCGUAUUUGUGUGGUAGAUUUCAAGACAGAAAUUCCUGGAGAGAUACGGACGGAGAUAGAUAGAUAGAUAGAUAGAUAGAUAGAGAGAGAGAGAGAGAAAGGUAACAAUUACAAAUAACGCGAUAACAUAACGCAACUGAAGCGAAUAGAGACAACUUUUGUAGUAAUGAUAUCCGUCAUGACGUAUUUGCGUGAAUAAAAUGGUUUUUUUAUUUACUCAGUUGUUCGCGUCUGACACGCGCACGCAUUGUGUCGCACGACUAUCGAGAAAUCCGCCACUGCGCGUCAUCCCCCGGCUUAUGCGCGGAAAACACCGAGGGAAGAAAAUAUUCCUGGUGUAUAAACGCGUUCGGACGACUCACCCGCCUUGAAAGCCCUCGUAAAAUUCAAAAAGGAACGAAACGUCGUUCUUUUCCAUAGUGAGUUCAUGAAAUAAAGUUGCGCGGCUUUUCCUCCGCGAUAAAGGGAUGCGAAGAAAUCUCCCAUGCAGUGGCUUCUUUUUCCCGAAAUUCUAACAGAUUUCAUAAAACUACAACUAAGUUCUACAUCAAUUUCCACUUGGGGGUAAUUACACCAAUUGAUUGAUGCCCAUGAACGAAAGUCGAAGACGCGAAAUAUUCACGGUUCCUUCCGUGUCGACUCUUCCUUACCUGCACAAGCACGUACACUUUUCGGUAAAUACACACGUAUGUGCCAAUUAACGAAGCACGUACUUUAUCCCAUAUUUCCGUGCGGUGUCUGGCAAAAAACGAAGAUUGUUCUAAGCAUCGCGGUCAGCUACCUUUACCCCAAAUACGCUUCGCUGCCGAUAAAUGAUAAUGCGGGAUCGUGCGAGUAGCUUUACGCUUGCAUUCCACCCUUAAGUGCUCAUGUUUGCGAACCUCCCUUACAAAAUUUAUUGAGGGAAAUCGAUGGGAAAGAGAAUGCAUUCGCUAAAAGUACUUUUUCCUCGUUACAGUAAAAUCGAAUUUCUGAUAACGCAAGUAAUUGUGUCCUAAUUAAUUCUUACGAAUGAACUGGGUCGUUUCCUGAGAAGAGCCAUCUCCUGGAAAAUGUGCUUGGUUUUCAUUAUCCAAGCUGAAGCGUCACUCUUGAUAUCUUAUUUUCAAUCUUUUCUGAUACUUACUAAAAUUCUUUUACCCCGAUCCUCUCUUUUUUCAUAAUUUAAUAGAAAUUUUAAUAAUCUAAAUACAAAUUUUUAUGUUUAUUAUUAUGCUACCUUUAAAUCUAUCAAUACGAUAAAAAGAUUCAAUGAAGGGAAAUGUACACUUGAACUCACCCUAGCAUUUUUUUAUAAGAUUUAACUGGUAUUGAAAGGGAGAGAUAUCCUUUAUGUCAAUCUUGGAAUUUUUUCUUUCAAUACGAAGAACCACUGCUCUCGACGUUAUCAUCGGCGAGAGGGUCGUUAAGGGUUAAUUGUAUAAAAAGUCGAAACCGGCUGGUUGCAUCGUUUCUGCUUCUCGGGGUUUAAAGCGGAACGUCGGAAUCAACGAGGAUAUUUCUCCGCUUCGUUCACCGAGAGGGUUCAAUGUGGGACACCGAAGACUCGGUCGCCGGUCUGUUCUACCAUCUUAUCAGGAUACCACCCUCUUUUCCACCUUCCGCGUACCGCGAUCUUUCUUAUCUUACGGCGAGAUAUUAGGACGCAAAAUCGAAACGGUGAAUCGAUCGACGGGGACACGCGCGAGGAUGACAGAAGAAGAAGAGAGAGAGAGACAGAGAAAGAGGAGAGAAAAGAGAGGGAGGGAGACAAGAGAGAGAGGCAAGAGGCAAGUUGUAGAGGCAGCAACAACAACAGCGGGGGUUUAACUUUAACCCGCGAGGAGAAGGUGGAUGGGGUGGCGGUGGAGGUGGUGAAAGAGGAGGCGAAGCGCAGGCGUUUGCGCGCUCCUGCGCAUCGUUGCCGCCGUUGCUGCUGUAUACCGCGAUGCGACAGUCAUACGUGGGGCGCGAGAGCGAGAGGUGCUCUCUCUCUCCUCCUCUCGAUUCCACUCUCGAUCUCGACUUCUAUCGGGGGGAAAGCUUUAGAAAUUCGACGAGGGCACGAAGGGAGUAACGAUGCUUCGAGGGCACAAGAGCGUUCCGCGACACAGUAACGUGCCUUCGAGUACACCGGAGGGAUUGACAAGCGAUAUGUAAGAUACCAGAGAAGGGAAGACAAAACGGGACAAAGGGGCGAGCUGGGAGAGCGGUGCGUGAGGGCGGAGGAGAAGUGAGAUGGUGAAUGCGGUGGUUGAUAAGCGUGGCCCGGCACAAUCAGCGGCGCGAGGCAGCAGAACGGCAGAUCUCUCGACUCCCUCGCGGGCGAUCAUCAUCCCCAUAGCGAGUGGUGGAGGGUGGACUGCGAGCAGCUUGCUGAGGGAUCGCAGAGAAGACGCGGGUCCUGUGGGAGCAAGGCGACGCGCGAAGCGGUAGACCGAGGAGGAAGCAGCGGCGGCGCGGGAUCGGAAGCAAUAAAAGGGCCUCGUGACGGAGGGGCUUCGCACGGCCCUGGCGCGACUGCGGCACUGUACCCCUGCGGGGGGCUCGCUGCCGAACUCACCGAAUCCACCGUCCACCCCGGAACACAAGUCCCAAGGGUGCACGAGGAAUCGCGAGUCGGGAACCAGAUGUAGCAGUUUGGGGAGUAACGCGGGUGACACGGGGGAUACAUCGCAGUCGCAGCCAUCGCGAGGACAACAUGGAGCUGAUAGCGGGCGGGACGGCGACCUUCUGUCGUCCGCGAUCCGACGGUUCAACUUUAAAUCGGCCGGUGGUAGCCGCAGCUGUCGCACGGUGCCGAAAGUCGUGGUCAUGGGCUCCAGCACGGCGUCCGAGACCACGAUCAACACGAGCACCGACAGCGCCAACACGAUGCUCACCAUGGUGACGACGACCGACGGGGAGCAGCCGGAUGACAGUUUCGACCUAAUCGACGUGCCGGCCGAAAUGUCACCUCCCCCUACGGCCACGUCGCAACCGUCGUCCAUCCAUCCGGCAGGUCAUCGAGGACACUCGGACGACAUAGCCGUGGGCAGCCACUCCUCGUCUCCAGCAUCACCCACGUCACCGGUCUCCGUCGCGGCGAACCAAACGACGCCGCCAUUGCCGCGGUCGUCGUCACCCACGUCCCCCUUGUGUACCUUCGAAGGGACCGAGGCUGCCGGACACUCGGGCCGCAGCUCUCGUCCGAAACAUGAAUCGGGUCAGCCCGAUGGUAACUCCAAGACGAUGGCCGGCACCACCAUCAAUCAGGGACAGAGCACGAGCAACGGCGCGGAUGGCACGACGGCGCAUCCACCACCUACGCCGAUGGUCGGCGCACACCAGGACACCAGAUUCACCUUCAGCGGCAGCGGCAGAACGCCGCCUCUUCCGGAUCUCAGAGCCGCGGAUUUCUUCAGCGCUCCCGUGAGGGGCUCCGUGGAUGCGGGCCAGCCCGAUUCGGCCGACACGCGCUCCUCGAUCCGCAAUCUGGUGGCCGCCCAGGAGAAGCAGAGCCAGUCCAGAGGGGGAUACGCGACCGGUGGUAAGGUGAACUCGACGCAGAUGAACGCAAUGGAGAAGGGCCCAGCCGACCAUAAGCGGAGCCAAAAGAGGCCCAACAUCAACGUGACGACCAAUCCGCUCGAUAUAUCGCUCAUAGGUGCGACUCAGCCGUGCAACAGCCAGGGUUGCAACGUGCAGGGCAGCGGGAGCGUAAAAUCGCGGGGACGAUCCGUACACACCACGAUGUCUACGGCGGGAUCGCCGUCCUCGCUACCCACAAUCUGCGUUAUUAUUCCGUCCGUCACGUCAGCAGCGCCGGCUGGAAAUCCCGGCGGAAGUGCCGGCGGCAGCGGCAAGCGAUCGACCCAGGCGACGAUCGUCGUGCAGCAGCCGUCUCUCUCGUUGGACGCUCCGGCGGCGACGAUCCUGCUGCAUCCGGACACCGAUGCCAGGAGACGCGAGGAGAACAUGCGGCAAUUGCUGGACGUCGCCAACACCCUCACCUUGCAGGAGAUACACGACUUCGAGAUGAGAUAUGGAAGUCCCCAUCACAGCCGGUCGCAGUCAGUGAAAGCCCCCGGCAGCCGUUCCUCCGGUCGGCCGAAUUACCUGUGUCUUCCGCAGCAAAGAUCACGAGUGGCGAGUAUGCCCAACACUGGUGUGGAGGAGGAAUAUUACAGACUACGUCACUUCAGCAUCACGGGCAAAGGAGUGGUGAACCGGGGCGACUCUCUCAAGAGCCGCAGAUCGCGCUCCAACAACAGCGUGGCGUCCAGCAACUCGAGUCUCUCUUCUAUUCGACGCAGUACGGAGCACCUGACCGCCUCGUAUCCAGGAUCGGCGAGGAACUCGGCGGCGGGCUCGUUGGCGAGUUCGAGGGAGAGCAGCGCGUCCCAGGGUCCGGCGCCGUAUCGUGUUCUCAUGCUGGGUGCCCCCGCGGUCGGCAAGAGCUCGUUGGUGUCUCAAUUCAUGACUUCCGAGUACCUGCACGCCUACGACACUUCGAUCGACGAUGAAUCCGGAGAGAAGACUGUCAGCGUGCUGUUGGCCGGCGAGGAAUCGGAAUUGACUUUUAUCGAUCAUUCGUGCGCCGAGAUAACGCCGGAAAAUUGCAUCUCGACGUACGAGCCGCACGCGUACUGCGUCGUCUACUCCACGACCGAUCGGACGUCGGUGCGCGUCGCCGAGGAGGUCCUGCAAUCCCUGUGGCGGAGCGAUCACGUAUCCGCGAGGGCGGUCAUUCUUGUGGGCAACAAGGUCGACCUGGCUCGCAGUCGACUGGUAUCGACCGAAGAGGGCAAAUCCAUGGCGACGUCGUACGACUGCAAGUUCAUCGAGACGUCCGUCGGCAUCAACCACAACGUCGACGAGCUGCUGGUCGGUCUGCUCACGCAGAUUCGUCUGAAGCUGGAAAAUCCCGAGAGGACCCGCGAGAUGUUCCGGAAACGUUCGCGGAAGAAUCGCAGCAAAUCGCCGCUGGGCUCGUGCUCGGAGAACAACUCGCCUAAGAAGUAUCGCGGCAGUCGGACCAGCACCAGCUUGAAGGUGCGCAAUCUGCUCGAUAAGGUGUGGGCACGCGACAGCAAGUCGAAGAGCUGCGAGAAUCUGCACGUCCUGUAAAAUCUCCCGGCAAUAGGAGAGAAAGAGAGGACGGAUCGGUGAGUUCGAUCACCGUCUCGUUCCGGAAUGAUCUGGAACGAGCGAGUCAUCGCGACAAAACGACGAUGACGACGAGGGAUUUCCGUCGAGGGUGUCUUCUUACUCUACUUCAGCAGCGGCGGCUUAAGCACGGGGUCAACGAGGGGCGACUCUCGUCGCGGAAGAGGACGACACGAGUAUCGACCUGCACUCGACUGUAACUCUCGACUUCGCGGGAGAGGAGACACGUGCGUAUCGCUUUGUAACGAAGUACGUAGCGACCUUUCCGGCCGCGUUUCACGACGCCACGUGGUUGUCAUCUUCUCUGUGGGUGAGGUGAUCCCUUCCGUUGCACCCGUUGCAAGGCACGCCGAGACCGAUCAUUGAAACUAGGCCGCGGAGAUGAUUUCUACUUUGCCCGCGCGAAGCUUGUGACUUUCGACGGCUGUAAAUUUGGAUCAGUUUCAUCUUGCGUUGCGCUGCACGAUUUUUCUAUCACGUUCUAAUUGCCCUCUAAUUGCCAAUCGAGGCGAGAACGCGAGAACUCGUUGAGUCUUCUCCACUUUUACGAUUCAAUUCAAUUUUUUCCAAGGAUCCUCGGAUCCUUCAUGGCUCUUAAAAAUUCCGGGCGCGAGUGAUAAAACGCCCUUAAUCCCGGUGAGAAGUCCGGCGAGUGUACGAUCUUUGUGAUUACCGUAAAGCGUAAAUAUAGGCCACGGGGGGGUUGUUUUAAGCGCGCAUAUACCACGAUGAGCGCGAGCGUCGUUAUCGCGAGGGGGUACGUUUCCGCUCGCGCGCGCGCGCGGACGCGAGGAGGAAGGCGUGAAAUAAAAUACCCGUGAAGUAAUGCGAAAAAGGCGACACCCCGCGAAGGCGCAGCGCAAUCAGCGUAGAUUACUAGCAGGGCGUACUCGUUAUCGCGCAUAACCGAGACCAUUACGGGUAGGGAAUCGCAUCGAUUCUUAUCACGUCCGCUCGACGGGACGCUACACAAUCGAUCAUGCUUACAUCGUGUUCCCGCGACCGUAAAUACGAGCGGCAAAAAGAGGCGACGCGCAAACAAUUUUUGCUCGCCAUAAGGACGAAUGUUUGUACGAAUAACGUAAGAACCAGCCACGUCCAUGCACGGAUUGGUCUGCAGCUUGCAUAAUAAUAAAAUGUGUGCGCGAGCGCGCGAAAUUAUGUUUGCACCGAUAUUUUGCAUUUCAAUCUCGUACAGAAUUGCGAGCUAUCGAUCGGAUCGCCGUAGGGAUCGGCAAUCCUCAGCCGUGUCGGCGAACCGACAGCUCACUCACCCUUUUGCGCUUGGCGUUUUCAGCUGAAAUACCAUAUAGGCAAAUUCCAGGAUAGAUAGCAAUAUGGGCAGAGAGAUAACCGCCCCAUUGCGGUUUGUCUAGUAGUCGCCGCAGCAGUGGUUCUCUAAUGUUUUUCCGCUGAUGGUACGGGGAUAUCGUUAGCGCGAGGAAUUAUGGCGAUUAUAAGUGGGCGAACUGAUAGGAAAUGCUACGUGUGCUGAAUAAGCAGAAUUGGGCAAAAGUAAGUAGGGAAAUAAUGGUAAGAGAGGUAAAGAAUGAAAAAUUCGAAAUUUCAGGUUUUAAUUUUGUUUUAGGUGUAAUGAAAGUAAACUUGUGGAGAAAUUAUUUAAUUAUGAACAUUUGAUCUUAUCAAUCACAUUUACUUUCCCAAAUUUAAUAAAAUGAAGUAUAUAACGGGUAUUCCUUCUGGCUUUUGUGUAAAACAAAAUAAUUAUUCAUAGAUUUUCUGGAGAUAUUUCAAAUUUAUUGCCUUUGAGAACCACACUCUGUGCUAAAGCAAUAUAGUUAAUACAAUAUCGCCGUUGCAUAUCAAACUUUUCGCCCUAUUCGAAUUUAUUAAAAAUGUGUAACUUUGUAAAUAUUUUAUAAGCAUUUCCCUAUUCUGCACAUUUAAAAGCUCGUGAUUUAUUUUCGCAAUAAUUCUGCUUUGUAUUUAUUUUAAGAAUUCCGCUCAUGCUUCCACGCAUUACCUUCAAUUUUUCUUUAUCGAUAGCUAUUAAAGGAAAAUUGAAUUUUCCGAUCGUUAUAUUUCGAAGGAGCUAGCACGUGUAAGAUAGAAUGCAAUUUCAAUUGUAAUUACAAAUCCAGGAAAGAUACUUUUCUACCAAAGAAACCAUUAAUUAUUAUAAAUCAUUAUUAAAGCGAUUCGAAGAAUGAAAUCAAACGCAAUGAAUAAUAUAAGUCACCUGAAAAUCUGAAGACUCUUCAGUUGAAGGUCCUUAAGCUUUUCAACAGUCAUCACAGAUUGCAUUCGAGUAAAAGCAUUUUACGUUUAUUAAAAAUUUUUUAUUUAUGAGAUGCAUCUGCAAUUUUUCCACUCACAAAUGUUCAUUCUAAAUGACCAAAUAUUACAUUCCCUUUACGCAGGGACCUUUCAGUCACACGCGCAAUACGUGUCGCUUCUCAGUGCAUUAUGUGAUCAGCUGCAACAUGCGAAAAGCACGACCGUGUCGGAACGUUAAGUGGUACAGCUUAUAUAUGGCGUGAAAUACAUAUGGGGCCAUGAAAGAUAAGUGGGUCGCCCGACCAUCAUGACUGCCGUUCUCCUGAGUUAAAGGGCCUCGAUAUCCGCGGCGAGACGCAAAGGCAAUGCAUGGCGCCAGCAGGUGAAUCGAAUCGAAUCGAAUCGUCGCCGCGAAAGGUCGUUCCGCGCGACAAGCAAUUAAUUUCCUAACGAUCUUCCGAUACACACCGAGCGACCGACUGGCCAACCGACGUCAGAUCGAAUCAACCUUAGCAACGUGGAACGUUUUAACACCGGCAAAAGCUCGCCUGGUGCUGAAUUCAUCCGUGAACGAGUUCGAAAGCGAACGUUCUUCCGGAGCAAAGAACGGUUGAAACACACGAAUACGAAGUUUCAUCAGUUCGCCGAGUGUGCGAUGUGACAGUUCACCGAAACGACGUUAAACUUGGAAGCUUUGGCACAAUGCGCGUUGCACAUGUAUCUGAAGAUUGCGCAUCAUAGAGAAAUCGAUAAAUCUAAAAUUGUUUUUUCUGUACAUUUAUGUCACGAUCAAAAUUUAAUUAUGUCACGUAGCGUACUGUUUAGUUCCGCUGUAGGCACGCGUUGCACGGCGUUUUGUCUUCGUGAUACAAUAUCGAAGAUAAGCAAGCAGCUCAUUUUGAGCUCGCGGAACACGAGCUGCCGUGAUAUCGAUCAGACAAGCUUGUGUGAUUACAGAUUCGACGUCAUGCGAGUGAAACAAUAUUGUUGCUCCGACGCAAAUGGGGUGGGAAUUCUAUAUUUUUUAACUCCGGACAAACCGGCGCGAAUAUAAACCUGCGAGCGGCAUAUAAAAUAACGUGAUUAUUAAUUUUUUUUGCAUUCUGUGAAAAUCCUCUGGCGUCGUGCCCGUCGCCGUUGCCCACUUCAAUUAGCUAAAUUACACGGAGAUACGCUAAGGUGCGCCUACUCGCCAGAACUGCAUGCGCCGCGUAAUCCGUCGCGAUGUGCGCGCACUGAAAUUCUCGCAACUGCAUGAUUCAUUCCGCCCCAUUUUAUAAUCCUGCGGCUGUGCAUUCUGUGCGUGUAUAUGUGUGUAUUUUUGUGUAUUUCGUCUUUCCAUUUGAAAUAUAUUACUCGAAAUCUCUGAUCCCUCUACGGCGGUACAUGUAUAAAGCUGUUUGCUUCUUUAAUCCUUCCUCAGCGAGCUUUGAUUUUAUUCACGCACACAUGUUAUCAUUGGGGAAAGCUUAAGGGUUCUGUUUGAAAUAAUUCAUGGAAAAUCGUUUGAAAUAUAGCAAGAGGAGAUUACGCCAUCAAGCGUCUGUACGUGCAUGCUGUUGCAAGAUUAUUCUAAGAAGCAGAUCGGCCGAUAAUUUACAUUAAGAGACAUCAUCUCGAUCAGGUUUUAUUCCGUUCGCUAUUAUUCUUUCUCGUGAUAUGAUUCAAACUGUUAUCGUAGGCGAGGUGGAACCAGAUUUCUAAUUUAAUCGAGUAAAACGAUGUCUAGUCAUAUAUGUCAGAGUAAAAAAAUAUAACGUGUUACAUCUUUCCAUAUUUCUGCUGCACUUAAGUUACUCAGUGAAGUGUCUUUUUUAUAUCGCAGCCAUAAAACGCACUAACACAGAAUAUGCACUCUUUCACCUUUUCACUAAAACAUUUAACGCAAAAUUAUGUCUUGCCCCGUUCCUACGAAAUGCAAUAUCUGCUGAAUUUUUCAACAGUAACAUUUCUUCUCUCGCGGUAAUUGAGUGUUACUAUGCUGAAAAUGAUUACAUACUUUCGCAUCGUGGAGUUGAGGAGAGAAGCGAGCUACUAAUUGACGUAACUACAAACGCUCGGCAAAGUAAACUUCAUGAUACAAAUUGCAUACGAUGGUUCCUGAUUUGUAUUAUGAAGUUUAUUUGGCGCAUUAAACGCUACAAAGUUCUAAUGCUGUUUCCUUGUAGCGUCGAUAACGUAAUAAACAUGUUCAGAACAUAUAAGCGUUAACCAAUUAUUAUCAAGUAUGUAUACGCAUACGAAUAUCUCUCAGCCUCUUUUAUUUAACUGAAUAUAUUUUUUGACAAAAUUUAAAAAACUUAUGAGUUAAUAUCAAUUGCUUAUUUGCUAAUAUGUAUAUCAUUUAGACUUGUGAUUGAUGAUAUUAUAAUUUAAUUUUUCGUAUCUUCAAUUAAUAUUAUACUUUUUACAGUACAAUAUUAUAUUUUAAAUGUAUUUGUCUAAAACCUUUUUUGACUCACAUGUUCGAAAGUGCCUCCCCUUCUUUCUUUGAAACUCUUGAGCUUUUCUACAAAUAACAAUUUAAAAAGAAAGAUUCGACUCGUUUAAAGGAAAAGUUCAAUUUCCGAAGAGUACUUUUUUAAAUCUCCCGCAGUAAAACGAACAUGUAAAGUUGCAAAGUGCAUCUUGCUCAGAUUAUCCUCGCCAAUCCGAGAACUACCAUUGUCGGUCAUUAUAUUCGCUAGCGGAACCGAAAAAGCGGACCGAAUAUUUGCGGAAGGCAAUUGCGAGAAAUUCGGACGUAGCGGACUUUUUUCUCUAUUUUUCAGCGAAGCUGCCAGCGCCGGAAAUAAAGAGUUUUCGCAAUAUCGUGUUUCGCGCUGCGGUAAACGGUAAUAUCACGUAAAAUCGCGUGUAUCGCAAAUGAUUUACCAUGUUUGCCGUACUUUUUUCCUUUUUUCGGGACACAAUAUCAUAAAUGUCCUGUUUGUUGAAAACAGCUCGUUUUCCAAUAAACCUCUUUUGGAACACCGCAUGCGGUAACGUCGCAUUAAAUUGUGAGGCGAACGAUAGCGCGAAUGUAAGAUGAGAAUUAACGUAGAGAUUCAUCGCUGUUGGUUUAACGUGAAACUUUAAACGUUUCCUAUACUCGAGGUAACGACACUGCAACUUUCAUGAGACGAAUCAAUUGCUGUUCAAACAUAAUCGAGCGGCUACGAAAGUCGGUCGCGUUAGCUCUAUCGUCGGCCGAGAAGCAAAUCAUUGUUCAAGUCGCUGUUGCGACGACGCCGGAGAAUUCGGGGCCAAUUUGUCGAUCGUCUUUGUUCUCAUUGACUGGCAGACGGUCGUUUGCAACCUUUAACACGCGAAACUCGCUGAUAACUUUCUUGCCCGUGGCUGAAUGUGCGCGUAAAUUCUGCGGCAAGCUAUUGUGAACUGGACGUAGAAUCGCCGAGCUGUGCAAUUCUAUCUCGACAUUGGCCAGAGAUUAAUACUUGAAGACAGAAAUUCGCAGAAACGAUCCAACUACACACUUUAGCUAUUAAAUGUUAACAUGCAGUCGACGCCAGCUUGUAAAGACUUAAAUAAAUCUUUUUUUUCAUCAGAUUUAACAGUUUCAACAGACGUGAUCCGUUGAUCGAUCGUUCUCGUUUAUCACUGUACGACACUUUAGCCGCGUCCGCGGUGCACGAUCCUGACGAAAGAAGUGAGUCGAAGAUGAUGAAAAAA
This is a messenger RNA of Ooceraea biroi (clonal raider ant), 13641 nucleotides long. RefSeq lists its product as uncharacterized. Gene Ontology annotation, cellular component: plasma membrane. The record is from RefSeq and is a predicted model, not a curated record. Gene Ontology annotation, molecular function: GTPase activity; GTP binding; calcium channel regulator activity. Lineage: Eukaryota; Metazoa; Arthropoda; Insecta; Hymenoptera; Formicidae.